UGGCUGUGAGCAGAAACCUGUCCCGAGCAGAAGUGGGACCCCAGUGCUGGUGGAGUGACAUCUGAGCUGGGACUUGAAGGACCUUUAAGCUUUGAUUCCGGGAAAAAGGAGCUGAUGGAACUUUCUAGUUGCCCCAUGGGAUAGGAAGGUAACUAGUGCCUCCCCACCACCUCCACCCAUCCUCUUCCUGGAAAGGCUUGUGCAGGAGGGGCAGUGGAGCGCGGCCGUGGGACUCUCAGCUUCGCCUGCUAUGCUGACCUCCAGCACUUGACCUUUCAAAGACCGCUAGAGAAAGACGCCCAAAGCUUCUUCCGGGAUCUUCCAGGGCCGGGUACUUGGUCGUAGCAAGACCGAGGCGCACUUCCUAGUGGCUUGCAAGUUUCCAGCGGGGAGGACAAGUCUAACUGAACACUGAGGCCACCUCUCUGACCCUUUGGGAAAUGGCCGGAGAUUAGGAACGCAUCACCGCGGCCUGCCGAGCCAGAGGACUCGCCUCACAAACGGGGGCCCUCGCAAACAGGCGGGCCGCGCACGGGGCCAGGAUUGGAAGACCCGCCGGGUGCCCCUCCCGGCCCCAGGCGGCGCGGCGCGGCAGGCUGUGGGAGACUGCGCGUGCGCGCUGGGCGGCCGGUUCCGGAGACGACGUCCCCAGCCGCCUCCCGUCUCCCGCGACAGCAUGAAGACCGCCGAGGACGCCAGAGGAGUGCAUGGCGAGGGGCCGCGGAAGCUAGUCUCUCUCUGCGGCCUGCCCGCGGCAGGAAAAUCGACCUUCGCGCGGGCCCUAAGCCCACGGUUACGGCAGGAGCGGGGCUGGGCCGUCGGCGUGGUCGCCUAUGAUGACGUCAUGCCGGACGCGUUCCUCAAGGAGGCUAUGCGAGCGGCCCCAUCCCAAUGGAAGUUGCUUCGACAGGAACUGUUGAAGUACCUAGAAUACUUCUUGUUGGCUGUCAUUAACGGUGGUCAGAUGUCUACCCCACCCAACAGGACUGGCAUGUGGGAGGAUUUUAUAACCUGCUUAAAGGAUCAAGAUCUGAUAUCUUCUGCUGCACCGGAGGCCCUCUGCUAUCUCUUAACGAAGAGCGUUUCUAGACCUUUGUUUUUGAUUUUAGAUGACAACUUUUAUUAUCAAAGUAUGAGAUACGAAGUUACCAACUGGCUCGGAAUAUGUUCAGUAUUUUCCUGCCACAAUUCAUUAGGCUUUUGCCAGCUUUUUUUAGAUUGUUCUCUGGAGACCUGUUUACAGAGGAACAGCCAGAGACCCCAGGCGCUGCCUGCCGAGACCAUCCACCUGAUGGGAAGAAAGCUGGAAAAGCCCAACCCCGAGAAAAAUGCUUGGGAACACAACAGCCUCACAAUUGAGAGUUCAGAAUGUUCUUCUGAAGCCAGCCUGAAGUUGACCGAUUUAUUGCUUACUGCUUUGGAAAAUCCAGUAAAAUAUAUUGAGGACAAUGUGGAACAAAAGCUUGAGACGGACAAGGACAGGAGCACUUGCACCGCACAUGGAAGCAGACGAAUCAUUUGUUCAACCAACCUUCUUCAUCAAGCCGAUCAGAUGCUCCGAAGGAUUGUCUCUCAGACAAUGAAGGAAGCAAAAGAGGAACGAGUGCUUCCUUUCAACUUGAAGCUUCUAGCAGAAGAACUCAACAAGCUCAAAGCAGAGUUUUUGGAAGACCUAAGACAAGGAAACAAAAAGUACCUGUGCUUUCCAGAAACCACCAAUGUAUCAGACGCUAUUGCUUUUUUUCAUCAUGAGAAAGAGAAUAUUGUCCAGAAAUAUUUUUCAAAGCAUUAAAACUUUUGAACUUACAAUCAAAUAUCCGAUUUUGGUUGAGUUUGCAAAAUAAAACCAUUUUGCAUUACUGGAUAUUUUCUAGGCCAGUGGUGUGAAUUGCCAGACUUGUUUAAAAAAAAAAAAAAAAGUCCAUUCUAAAGAUCCAUUUGUCAUAACAGAAACUACUUCAGUUGGUGGCUUGUCAGAUGUGAUGUGGACAAUUGAGUAUCGGCAGCAGGCUUCCUCAUUUACGUGCCAGAACCCUUAGGGUAGGGCUGGUGGGGACAGGAGUCUUCGUCAAUAAGGCAGAGAAGGAAGAAGACAAGACGUGGAUACAUGGAGCUGUUUUUGUUUUUAACUCAUGUGACAGAUCUUCUCAUGGGUAAGGCAUUCUACAAAUUCAAACCAAUGUAGCCAUAACCCCGCCCCCUUUUUUUUAAUUAACAGUUUACAUACAGGAAAAUUACUAAAAACCUAACUGGACCCUAGUUUUCAAAGAAGAAAAAUCGAGAUCAAUAGAAGUGUUAUUUUUUUAUUCAUGUAUUACAAAAGCAAAGCUUAAUUCACAAUAUGAACUACAGACUAGAUAUGGUUAUUUCAGCAUCAAACUGCUCUCUGGAAUCCCUAAACAAUGUAGUGUUUUGCAACCAUACUCAGGUUUUAUGUUUUGCAUAUAAAAUAUGUUCUUUACAUCAAAGUACAUAUGAACAAAAACAAGUUGUAGAAAUCAUAAUCCCUCUAAUAAGAUUAUUUAAUGAAAAAGUCCUUAGCAGGGAAUUUCUUUAAAAAUAAUACAUCCACUUGAUAAAUAUCUUUGUAAAACUUAAAAUGAAGUUUAUCUCAACAUUUUUAAAGGAAUAUCCCCUUUGUCAAACAAUUCUGCAGAUAAAUGGCAAACACUUAUUUCUAAAAUGAAAUAGCAGUGGCAAAUAUUCAAAGUAAAAGUCUAGCCUUUACUUGAAUUUCAAGAAGUUGUAGCUACAUACUAGAUUAGUAAAAUCUGAAACGAAAUUAUUCCCUGUUAAUCUCUUCACAGUUUCUUAAAAAAAUAUUAGUGGAGAUAAAUUAUCUAUGAACUUUAAAAAUCUAAACUUAUGUUCACUGAACAAAAAUAAUUUUAGUUUCAGAGCAUUGCCUGUUCACAGCAAAGUACUAUAAAUAGUUCACGUUCAACUUUUCCUAGCAGCUCAUUUCUAUAAAAUAUUUGAUUAAAAAUAAAAUGGGAGAAACAUAUUCAACACUUAAUGGAAGAUAGUAUCAUCUUUCCAUGUAUAAAAUUUAACUCACAGAACAUUUAAAUAAAAUCCUAAAUCUUUUUAAAAAAUACAAUACUAAAAAAGUUUCUAAGGUAGAUUUGAUUCAAAAACUUUAGUGCAUUUAGAAUUAAUUGUAGCGCUCAAGCACUGAUGCCUUUGGAACAUGGACUGUGCUCUUUUAAGUCCUAGGAAAAUUAGAUUUCUAAUUCUAGUUUAUAAUUAUGAAAAAAAAGAUAUUCUCUGUUUAAAUUAAAAUGUACCUUCAAAACAUCUAUCUUUAGUUGUCAGAAAAAAGUGUUUGUCACUAUUGGGCCCAGAACAUAGAGUUAAUAAACUGGUUUUAAUGAGAGAGUCCUUCCUCCUUCUUUAAUGAAAUCUCUCAUUUUCUAUCUCAGAGUAUUGCUUUCGUUUGAACUCAGAGUAUUGCUUUCGUUUGAAUUGCAAAAGCUUCCAAAUGACGGCAACCUGUUUAUCCUGGCAAUAAAAAAAUACUAGAGCCAAGUCAGAUUUGGAAAUGGUUGCAUGAACGUGGAUCUGAGCGGUGAGUGAGUGGAGCUACAAGAGAAAUACAAUCGUAGAUGGCGCAAGCCUCAGAUCUGACAAGGAAGAGAGUUACUGACAGUUUGGACAGACUCCUUGCUGCUCUCUCAACAAUGCUGCUGAGAUUAGUUUCAAUUGGACACUAAACCACAAGAACUCCUUUUACUGGCUUUCUAGCAUUUGGAAGGGAGGGCAGAAGAUUCAUUAAGUUGGCACUUGGGGGUUCUGGGGACAUACACUGUCUGUGUUUCCCUUUUAGUUACUAUAGAUGAGCUGAGGUCUUUUUUGCUUAUUAAAUGCUUAGUAGUUAGGAUAUUCUCCUUAAGAAGCCAAUUAGUAACACUUUGUAAGAUCUGAACCAAAUUAAAAAAUCAAACUUUUGCAAAGUACACAGAAACCAGCAGUUAGUAACAAUAUAUUUUAUUGUUUGACCAAGCCCUCUUCAGAGUAAGCUAGUUAUUACACAAUAUAAAAACAAUAGCCUCCUAUUCAAAAUUAUUCUAGAUUUAGCAAGUCUUAUUUUUGUAAACAAAUCAAAUACCACAUUUAACUGCAUCUUCUAUUUUCCUACUUUUUGUACCCUUUCCUACUAAGGCGGCGAUUCAGUCUCCGUAUAGUUUUGUCACUGUACACGAAAAACUGGCAGGACCUGCAAAUAAGCAUUACAACUUGAAUUCACAGCAAAUCUUUUAAAUGGCCAAUUCUGAAGGAAAAACCAGAAUUUGCUCUGCACACACGUUCUCAUUUUUUUAAGUAUUACUUCACCACCACAUUUUCCCAUGUGUUACUAUACCACCUCUUCUCAGAAAUUAUGGACAAUGAAUGGACAGAGGGCAGGAAAUGGACAUUUCAGAGAUUCUGUGUGUGUGUGUGCGCGCGCGCGUGUA
Molecule: messenger RNA, 4454 nt
Organism: Lynx canadensis (Canada lynx)
Lineage: Eukaryota; Metazoa; Chordata; Mammalia; Carnivora; Felidae
Gene: PSTK
Product: phosphoseryl-tRNA kinase
Molecular function (GO): tRNA binding; kinase activity
Source: RefSeq, a predicted model, not a curated record